CCUCAGACUGUUGAGUGCCUCCUAUUUAAUCUCCGCGCGAAGACGUGCGAGAGAAACCGCCGCGAAACGAGGCAAUGGCGUCGGGGUCUUCCAGUUCCAACGACGCCGCCGCCGACCUCACCGUCCUCGUCGACGACUUCUACUUCUCCGUCCUCUCCCACGGCCGCAACGACGACGACGACUCCGCCGAUGGAGACGACGGCGAGCUCUUCCCGAUAUCCGACGAGAAGUACGCCUCCGAGCUGCAGCUCCAGGAGGUGAUCAUGUCGUCCUCCGUGGCGGCCACCACGGCGCGCUCCUCGUCGGCGCCGGUUAUCUUCAUAGGUGAGUGCUCCUCCUCCCACGCCGCGUCGUCGUCGUCUCGGUUGACCUCGAUCCCCGCCGCCGCCGCGACGACGCUCGUCUUCUGCAAGAUCUGCAUGGACGCCGUGCCGCCGUCCGCCGCGCACCGCGCGAGCCGCGGGUGCGACCACGCCUUCUGCGCGGCGUGCCUCGCGGGCUACGUCGGCGCCAAGAUCCAGGAGAGGAUCGCCGACGUCCGGUGCCCCGAGGAGCGGUGCCGCGGCGCGCUCGACCCGGAGCUCUGCCAGGGGAUCCUCCCGCGGGAGGUGUUCGACCGGUGGGGCGCGGCGCUGUGCGAGGCCAUGGUGCUCGCCGCCCCGAGGGCGUACUGCCCGUUCAAGGACUGCUCGGCGAUGAUGCUGGACGACGCCGGCGAGGCCGUCACCGAGUCGGAGUGCCCGAGCUGCCGGCGCCUCUUCUGCGCGCAGUGCGCCGUGCCGUGGCACGCCGGCGUCGACUGCGCGGCGUACAAGAAGCUCGGCAAGGGGGACAGGGGCAAGGAGGACCUGCUGGUGGUGGAGAUGGCCAAGGGGAAGAAGUGGAAGAGGUGCCCCAAGUGCAAGUACUUCGUGGAGAAGUCCCAAGGUUGCCUGCACAUCACCUGCAGGUGUGGCUUCGAGUUCUGCUAUGGAUGUGGAGGGCAGUGGGGCGUUACUCAUGCGAGUUGCAGCACUGCAUGAGAAUUCCAGUUUAAUUUUGGCUGGGCUGAUCUGAUUGAAUUUUUCUGUGUUCUCAGUGAGACCCUAGUAGCAUCAAUUAUCAUAUUUAGGAGACCGAUGGUCAUCAGUAGCAUGAAUUAUAUGUCAUUCUCUCACCGAAUUAAGUUUCGGUUAUCAAAAGUAUGAACUUGGAGCUAAUUUCUAAAUCUAAAUUCGCUACACAUGGCACACAGCUACCGCGAUAAUAUUCGCUUGAAUACCACAUUCAAAUUAUUUGCAAUCUAUAUAUUGUCUGUUAAACGUUCGACCUUGCUUCAUUUGACCAUUUUAGAUCUGUGAGUGAUUAAAAGUGCUUCCAAUGUGUAUACACUCGGGUGUUCAAUAAUUCUUCUGGUAAAUGAUGUACCCGUUAACAUAAGUUAGUCCAAUCUUCCGGAGAUGUGUAUAGGGGUAGUGUGUGCGUUUAUAGCGAUGGGUAUAUGCGUGUUAUAAUCGUCUGCGUUUGUAACGUGUUUCCUAAAAAAAUAUGUACUAGCUGGCUAGCUGCCAUUCUGGCCCGUUCUAGCCUCCUUGUUUUGUUAA
Messenger RNA from Oryza sativa Japonica Group (Japanese rice), 1583 nucleotides. Its product is annotated as E3 ubiquitin-protein ligase RSL1. Gene Ontology annotation, molecular function: ubiquitin protein ligase activity; zinc ion binding; ubiquitin conjugating enzyme binding. NCBI's taxonomy places the organism in Eukaryota, Viridiplantae, Streptophyta, Magnoliopsida, Poales, Poaceae. Gene Ontology annotation, biological process: protein polyubiquitination; positive regulation of proteasomal ubiquitin-dependent protein catabolic process; ubiquitin-dependent protein catabolic process. The record is from RefSeq and is a predicted model, not a curated record. Gene Ontology annotation, cellular component: ubiquitin ligase complex; cytoplasm.